Mycetomoellerius zeteki is the source of this 822-nucleotide messenger RNA. RefSeq lists its product as uncharacterized. The coding region runs from base 1 to 822 and encodes 273 amino acids. NCBI's taxonomy places the organism in Eukaryota, Metazoa, Arthropoda, Insecta, Hymenoptera, Formicidae. The record is from RefSeq and is a predicted model, not a curated record. The transcript has a single exon.
AUGGCACCUCCCACGGUCGAAGAACUUCAAAGCUUGAUCCUUAAUCAGUUGGCACAAUUGCAGGCUACGUUCCAACAAAUGCAAGGGAGUGCGAUCGGGAAUUUCGCACAUAUUGAUACUUACCGAGUUCCCAAAAUUCCACCGUUUCUAAUUAAAGAUCCAGUAAUCUGGUUUAUUCAAGUGGAAGCUACUUUCGAAGCCGCGCGCAUUACCGAUCAAAAGACUAAGGCUCACCAUGUAAUAAUGUCACUGGAUGCGGAAGUGAUCGCGUGUUGUAGGGACCUCAUUGCGGAACCCGACGCGGAUGAACCGUAUACUAGGCUUAAGGAGCGUAUCAUCGAAAGCUUUUCGGCUUCGGGAGAAAGUCAAUUGCGCCAACUGAUUAAGGAUCAAGUAUUGACAUCCGCUAAACCGUCGCAGAUCCUCAGCCGUCUACGUAACCUCAACCCUGACAAGCGGUGCGAUGAGGCGGUCCUUAAAACUAUUUUUUUCGAGUAUCUAUCGCCGUGCGUCAGAGGCAUCCUCAUGUCCUCUGAAUGCACCAAGCUCGACAAAUCAGCCAAAAUGGCGGACAAAAUCACGGAAACUUCUAAUGAAUCAGCGCAAUGUGCCGCCGCGUCGCUCAAAGAAUCGAAAACAUCCGACUUAGAAGCAAAAAUCGAUCGUCUUGCUGCGGAUCUUGCAACUCUUGCGGCCGAAGUUAAAAGACCCAGCAGAUCGCAAGCAAAAGGAGGAACGGAUAAACAACGCAAACGUUCCAAGAGAAGAUGCUCUAACGUCUGUUGGCCGCACAAAACGUUUGGCGAUCAAGCGCGAAUAUAA